Achroia grisella is the source of this 2843-nucleotide messenger RNA. RefSeq names its product lactase/phlorizin hydrolase-like. Lineage: Eukaryota; Metazoa; Arthropoda; Insecta; Lepidoptera; Pyralidae. Gene Ontology annotation, molecular function: beta-glucosidase activity. Gene Ontology annotation, biological process: carbohydrate metabolic process. The transcript is spliced from 11 exons. The coding region runs from base 48 to 2843 and encodes 931 amino acids. The record is from RefSeq and is a predicted model, not a curated record.
UAAUACCGCCAAUAUACAGUGCAUUAAGUUGGGUAACAUCUUGGAAAAUGUGCAGAUAUUUUUGUGUAAGCAUAUUGCUCAUUUUUUGCACAGCAUUAAAUGAUUGUAAGGUGUAUAAUCCAAAAAGUUACAUAAGAAGUUUUCCGGAAGGUUUCAAAUUUGGAACAGCUACAGCAUCUUAUCAAGUCGAAGGUGCCUGGAACGAAGAUGGUAAGUCAGAAAAUAUUUGGGAUCAUGAAACUCACAUAGUUCCAAGUCCUGUUGAAGAUCAAUCUACUGGGGAUAUUGCUGACGACUCCUAUCAUCAAUAUAAGAGGGAUGUUGAGAUGAUGAGAGAACUAGGACUGGACCAUUAUAGAUUCUCAAUAUCAUGGACGAGAAUCAUGCCCAGUAGUUUUCCUGACCAAAUAAACGAAGCUGGUGUAGCUUAUUACAAUAACUUGAUUAACGAAAUGUUGAAGUAUGAUAUUGAGCCGAUGGUGACGCUAUACCAUUGGGACUUGCCACAAAGACUACAGGAUUUAGGCGGGUUGAGCAAUCCAUACCUAGUUGACUGGUUUGCAGAUUACGCUCGUACAGUUUUCAGGUUAUAUGGGGAUAGAGUAAAAAUAUGGAUUACUUUUAAUGAACCGCUUAUAAUAUGCUAUUUCGGCUAUGGAUCUGAUAAAAUGGCACCUAGACUCAAUUUUACUGGCAUCGCCGAAUAUAUGUGCACAAAAAAUAUACUGAUGGCUCACGCAAAAGCCUACCAUAUCUACAAUGAAGAAUUCAAACCGAGCUUAGGAGGUGUAAUUGGCAUCACGUUAAGUGCUCAAUGGUAUGAACCAGACUCGGAAGAACAAAUUGUUACCGCUGAAGAUGCAAACGCAUUCGAUUGGGGUAUAUUUGCUAAUCCUAUAUUCUCUGAAAGCGGUGACUACCCUGCAGUAGUGAAGAAAAGGACAGCCGCUAGAAGCAAGGAGCAGGGCUUCCCUAGAUCGAGACUUGAUGAAUUUACACCCCAAGAAGUGGACUACGUUCGCGGUACAGCUGAUUUCUUGGGAAUAAAUCAUUACUCGAGUUAUUUAGUGUACAGAAACGCUUCUGUAAAUGGCUACUAUCCAAUACCGUCUUACGAAGAUGACUUAGGUGCGAUACGAUAUCAGAAAAAUGAGUGGAAAAUUGGAGAGUCAAGCAUGGUUAUGUACGCUCCGUGGGGCUUCUAUAAGUUGCUAAAAAAAAUAAAGGAGUAUUACAACAACCCUCCAAUUUUCAUCACUGAAAAUGGCUUCGCGUCAUAUGGCGGGCUUCAAGACGAUGAUCGUAUUCUGUACUAUAGAGGUUACCUCGAUGCAGUGCUGGAUGCUUUGGACGAGGGUUCUGAUAUAAGAUGUUAUACCGCCUGGAGUCUGAUGGAUAACUUCGAAUGGCUGCACGGAUAUACGGAACGGUUUGGCUUGUACGAAGUGAACUAUAACAGUUCGGAACGCGUACGCACGCCGCGUAAAUCAGCUUUCGUGUACAAAGAGAUAAUACGAACCCGAAAACUGGACUGGAACUAUGAACCCAACACUAAUGUGAACAUGACCAUCGAUGAAAACCACUGUAUAUUAUUUUUAUUUUGCUUGGAACUAAAUGAAUGCAAGUCACACGCGUACAGGCCUCGCUAUGACAGCAGAAGCUUCCCCGAAGGUUUUGUAUUUGGAGCUGCUACAGCCUCGUAUCAAGUCGAGGGUGCCUGGAAUGAGGAUGGAAAAUCGGAAAAUAUUUGGGACCAUGAAACUCAUAAAGAGCCAAGUGAAAUUUUAGACCAAUCUACAGGUGAUAUUGCUGACGAUUCCUAUCAUCAAUACAAGAGAGAUGUUGAGAUGAUGAGGGAAUUGGGACUUGACUUUUAUAGAUUUUCAAUAUCUUGGACAAGAAUGAUGCCCACAAGCUUCCCUGAUCAAAUAAAUGAAGCGGGUGUAGCUUACUAUAAUAAUUUGAUUAAUGAAAUGUUGAAGUACAAUAUUGAGCCUAUGGUAACAUUAUAUCACUGGGACUUGCCGCAGAAACUACAACAAUUAGGUGGAUGGACCAACCCCAACAUUGUUAACUGGUACGCAGAUUACGCACGAGUAGUGUUUCAAUUGUUCGGUGACAGGGUUAAAAAAUGGUGGGGUAUAUAUGCACAUCCCAUAUACGCAAAAAGUGGUGACUAUCCCGCAAUGCUGAAAAAACGGAUAGCAGCUAAGAGCGCGAAGCAGGGUUUUCCUAGAUCGAGACUAAACGAAUUUACAGCACAAGAAGUAGACUACGUACGUGGUACAGCGGAUUUUUUUGGACUGAAUCACUAUACGAGCUUUUUGGUGUACAGAAAUGAAUCCGUAUAUGGCUUGUAUCCUGUUCCGUCUUAUAAGGACGAUCUGGGUGUGAUACAAUAUCAGCCUAAUGAGUGGAAAAUUGGAGAAUCUGAUAGAAUUAUGUAUGCACCAUGGGGAUUCUACAAUCUUCUUACAAAGAUUAGAAAAAUCUAUAACAACCCUCCCAUUUAUAUCACUGAAAAUGGCUUCUCAACUCAUGGUGGGUUAAAAGACGAGGAUCGCGUCACAUAUUAUAAAAGCUAUUUGGAUGCGAUGCUAAACGCCAUAGAUGAAGGUUCUGACAUCAGAGGUUACACUGCGUGGAGUUUAAUGGACAACUUUGAGUGGACAGUGGGAUACAGCGAACGAUUCGGCCUAUAUGAGGUGGACUACAACAGUACAAAACGCACGCGUACUCCACGAAAGUCGGCCUUUUUGUACAAGGAUAUAUUGCGCACGCGCAGGCUCGACUGGAACCAUGAACCCGUUACGAAAGUCAUGACAAUCGAUGAAGGACAUUAG